AUGGCUCAAGCAGCCCCCCCUUCAACGACGAUCAUCCCCUUUGCGAACCUGCCCGCCUGUGCGCUCAACUGCGGCGUUCUCUACGAUGCGAACGGCGGCUGUGUGCCCCCAGCAUCUGGCAACAGUGUCGACAACAAUUGUUUCUGUGACUUUGCUCCCCUUCAGCCCUUCAAACAGGGCUCCGUGUCAGGCCCUUGCGACGCGGCUGGCUGCGCUGCCGCCGACCUGACGAGCAUUCAAUCAUGGUACACCAGCUAUUGUACCGCCGCGCUCGGUGACUCUCAGCCCACCGUUACCACGCCCACGGGCACGGGCACGGGCACAGGCACGGCCGCGUCCUCAACAUCUACAGGUGGCAGCAGUGCGGGCAGCUCGGGUUCCAGCUCAAGUGGCGGCGGCGGCGAUUGGAUCUCCAACCACUGGCGAUGGGUCAUCGCUAUUGUCAUUCUCAUUGUUGGUAUCGCUGGUAUCUGGAUCGGCGCCUGCAUCUGGCGCCGCCGUUACCUCAAGCGCAAGGACCGCUCCAACCAGUUCGGCAAGCACACUUCGGCCACGGCCUUCCCAGCCCACGGCGGCUCCAGCGCUCACGUCCCCGGUCCCGGUGCCACCGAAGCCCAGAGCGGCCCCGGCAUGUUCAUGCCUAGCGCGGCACCAGGGCCCUAUGAGGAGAAGCCCAAGAAGGAGAAGAAGAAGUGGAUUGUCAACCAAAGGACAUGA
Molecule: messenger RNA, 717 nt
Organism: Verticillium nonalfalfae
Lineage: Eukaryota; Fungi; Ascomycota; Sordariomycetes; Glomerellales; Plectosphaerellaceae
Exons: 3
Coding region: 1-717 (238 amino acids)
Source: RefSeq, a predicted model, not a curated record